AUGGACACAGAUGACUAUGCAUAUGCUAUUGCCUUGAACAAUAAAUACCAAGUUGAGAUUCAUUCUCAGUCAGAAGUAUUCAUUGAACCAGUCACAGAUCCUGAACCAGAAAUUCAAGAUGUCUGCCAAGCCGUCAACAAGGAUGAAUUCGAAGACUUGGACACACCAAGAAAUGUCACACAAUUCAUCCAGACCAUCUUUCACGACGCCGCUGUCGAUCUCGAGAUUGACGUGUUCAUUGAAGACAUCUUAGCUGGUGUGGCUGAGAACUUAAUUCAGAUAGAACAAAAGAUCAAGCCUUACAUUCAGACCAUCAUUGGCGAGGCUAUUCUUGAUCAUGAGAUCCAAGUUCACUUGUCUGAAAUCUUUGAUAGUGUGACAGACGACUUCCACCUCAAAGAACUUCACAUUAAGCCAUACAUCCAGACUGUUACACAGGAUGCAUGUCUGGAGCUUGAAAUUGAGGAGUACCUGGAUGGAAUCUUUGCCUCUGUCACACAGGACAUCGCUCUUGAUCGAGCGAUAGACAAUUAUCUCAACGAUAGUUUUGCUACUGAGCUUUCCGACCUGAAGUGCAAAUCUUCUGCUAAGAAUAUCGUCGAGAUGAUUACCCAGAGGGCAACAUUUAAAUGUCAUAUUGAUGCAUUCCUUGGCGGAAUAUUUGAGGAUGCCAUUGCCAAACAAAUGUCACCAAUGGAGCCCUCAAAACCAACACCACAGCAAACAUUGCUGAACCCACCAUCGGUCCAACCACUACUACUACCCCCACAACCAGAACCAGCAAGGGCACCACAGUCAGAACAAUUGCGGGUUUCAGCACCAGAGCCAUUGCAGGUGGCCGCGACUCAAUUAGAAUUGCAGCCUACCCCUCCACCAAAGCCAUUGCCAGUUCCUCCAUCAAAAUACCAACUAGCAUCGCGACAAAUAGCGAAACUACCAGUUCCACCAAAGCCAGUACCAGGACCUUCUUCAGAAGAACAAAUUAAAGUACAACCCGUGGCACUACAAUCACCACAACAAGUUCCACAAUCAGAUCCACUGCCGGUGCCAUCGUCAGAAUCAAUGCUUGCCUCUCCACUAGCGGCUGCACUACCAGCAUCACCAUCCGAUCAAUUGGCAGCACCACCAGCAGCGCUGCUACCAGUCCAACCACCAGAACCACUACUAGCACCUCCACCAGCAGAACUAUCACUACUAGCAGCAGCGGUGCUAUCAGUCCAACCACCAGGACCAGUAAUAGCACCACAAACAGUGGCACUUCAGUUACAACCUGAACCACUCCAAGCUACGCCUAUGCCAUUGCAAGAGUUCCCUUCAGAACCAUCAUUAGCAAGGCAACCAGGGGGACUCCCAGAUCCACCACGUGAGUCAAGACCAGAUCCAGCAUCUAAAGAGCUUGCAGGACAACUACCCUCAAAUCCAAAGUCUUUGCCAUCAUCUGGCGAGAUGCUGCUGCAAGCAAAUAUACCUUCACCGCCACCAUUAAACCCGAAACCACUACCAGUAUUGGAUAUCGCUUGGGACGAUCGCAAUCCCUUGAAGAUCUGGGUAGAGAGAGCUCAAGAUAUAUUGGACAAAUCAGAGCCUAUCCCAUUCCCUCCACCCAUAGGGCAUCCACCUGUUCCCAACGCGAUACAGCCAAGCUCAGUUUCAUUACUUCGGCAAGAACUUCUUAACGGCUGUCUGGACUUAAAUGGCAAAGACAGUCAACAGACUGAAACAGGGGAAUAUGAAAGCUCUGAGAUCGGCUACUCUGGGAGUGCCGUUCACUGCGGACGCUCGUUUAUUACCUACAAACUCCAUCAGAAUCAUUGCGCAUCCCGGGAGAGCAUGCGACAACAGAAUUCUCGAAGUAUGGGCCAACAGGUCAUAAGAACUUCCGAUUCAACCUGCAACACUUCUACCAACCGGGAAACUUGCAACACUCGCCGCAACCCUGUCAGGAGGUCGAGUGAUCAGAGCUACCUUCGCCGUGGUUACCGCGGUCACACCAAUCGCAGAUAG
Messenger RNA from Lytechinus pictus (painted urchin), 2004 nucleotides. RefSeq names its product fibrous sheath CABYR-binding protein-like. The transcript is spliced from 13 exons. NCBI's taxonomy places the organism in Eukaryota, Metazoa, Echinodermata, Echinoidea, Temnopleuroida, Toxopneustidae. The record is from RefSeq and is a predicted model, not a curated record. The coding region runs from base 1 to 2004 and encodes 667 amino acids.